Messenger RNA from Engraulis encrasicolus (European anchovy), 2209 nucleotides. RefSeq names its product four and a half LIM domains 2a (gene fhl2a). The record is from RefSeq and is a predicted model, not a curated record. The coding region runs from base 634 to 1473 and encodes 279 amino acids. The transcript is spliced from 7 exons. Lineage: Eukaryota; Metazoa; Chordata; Actinopteri; Clupeiformes; Engraulidae. Gene Ontology annotation, molecular function: transcription coregulator activity. Gene Ontology annotation, cellular component: Z disc; nucleus.
AAAGAGAGAGAGAUGAGAGGAUGAGAGGACUGCAGGACGAGAAAAAGAGAAGAGCAGGAGGAGAGGAGAUGAAGUGGAGUUUGAUAGCGGAAUGAUGGUGAAGAGUCUGGCACUUCCAAAAUAUUUCCCAGAAUUUCGUAUUGGACACGCACGCCCCUGAGUGCCAUGUGCGUCGUCAAUUCGCCUUUGUUGCCCCAUGGACUCCGUUUAGAGAUGUGUAACUGUGUGCCCUCGCUCUCAUGGACUCCGUUUAGAGAUGUGUAACUGUGUGCCCUCUCUCUCAUGGACUCCGUUUAGAGAUGUGUAACUGUGUGCCCUCUCUCUGUGUACCUUACCCCGACAGCAGGGACACGCGGGACUGACUGGGCGCAUCUAGAUAAAGAGUGCUUGUCCUAAGCCCCACCACCUCUCAAUUAGCGGCGUUCCAUAGGUGGAGAAGGCCAAUAAGAGUGGACGGCAUCCCUGGGUCCUCCGCAGUCCAGUGCUCACUGCAGGGAAGGACAGAGACAGACACCCUCCCCCCCACAACCACCACUGCCACCAACAGCGCUGAGUUGCCCUCCCCUGCAAAUUCUUCUGCCUAUCUGCUGAGCGAGCGGUGACACGAGUGACGGAGAAGCCUUUGCCGCCAGAAUGACUGAACGCUACGACUGCCACUAUUGCAAGGAGUCCCUGUUUGGGAAGAAGUAUGUGCUGCGGGAGGACAACCCGUACUGCGUCAAGUGCUACGAGAGCCUCUACUCCAACACCUGCGAGGACUGCAAGAAGUCCAUUGGCUGCAGCAGCAGGGACCUGUCCUACAAGGACCGCCACUGGCACGAGGACUGCUUCCACUGCUUCAUGUGCAAGCGUUCCCUGGUGGACAAGCCCUUCUCCACCAAGGAUGACCAGCUGCUGUGCACCGAGUGCUACUCCAAUGAGUACUCCUCCAAGUGCCAUGAGUGCAAGAAGACCAUCAUGCCUGGCACCAGGAAGAUGGAGCACAAGGGGAACAGCUGGCAUGAGACCUGCUUCACCUGCCAGCGCUGCCAGCAGCCCAUUGGCACCAAGAGCUUCAUCCCCAAGGACAACUUCAACUACUGUGUGCCCUGCUACGAGAAGCAGUUCGCCAUGCAGUGUAUCCACUGCAAGAAGCCCAUCACCACCGGCGGGGUGACAUACCGUGACCAGCCCUGGCACAAAGACUGCUUCCUGUGCACCAGCUGCAAGCAGCCGCUCUCUGGCCAGCGCUUCACUUCCCGCGAUGACUUUGCCUACUGCCUCAACUGCUUCUGCAACCUCUAUGCCAAGAAGUGCGCCUCCUGCACCACCCCCAUCAGUGGUCUUGGAGGCAGCAAGUACAUCUCCUUCGAGGAGCGCCAGUGGCAUAACGACUGCUUCAACUGCAAGAAGUGCUCCGUGUCCCUGGUCGGCCGUGGCUUCCUGACCGAGCGUGACGACAUCCUGUGCCCCGAGUGUGGCAAGGACAUCUGAAGGGCAGAAGGAGAGAGAUAGAUGGAGAGAGAUACAGUAGAGGAGGGCCCAUAGGAGCAACAUGUUGGGAGAAUUCUAAAGCAACCAGACACACAAACAAAAAUGGCCGCUGAAACAAGAAUGCCGUAUGAAAGUGAUAUGAGAAAGAGAGAGAAUGGGAUUGUAUAUUUAGGCAUAUGCAGACUGAUUCAACUAUAGCUAACUGACGAGUACUAAUCAGUUAACAUCUUUUUUUUCUUUUUUUCCUCUUUGGCUUUUGCUCAGAGGCUUUUCAUGUGCACUGAUAUGACACUUUCAGCAACCAAACACAAGAAAAAUACCAAAUACAGAGAUAGACGACAGCAUAGGCUAUAUUUAUAUAUAUAUUUAAAAACUAUAUACAUAUAUAUUUUAAAGCACAAAUCGGUAUAAAUCUAUUCAGACAGCCUCAUGUCCUCUGUCUACCACCUUUGAGAACGUUUUAAGCAAGUCUUCAAAACUGUUAGUCAUGAAUUUUGUAGUCCUCUGAAGACUUAAAGCAAAGUAGAACAAACUAAUACUUUUUUGAAUUAUCUGGCUUUGCUAAUGCAGAAUAAACACAUCAGUCUUCCUAUGUGAAUUACUUACACUGUGAAAGAAAUACAUCCCAACUACCAAGAGUGCCUUGUUCAUGACAACCAAAUUUUAAAUGUACCUUGUAUUUGAAGACUUUAAUAAACUAUUAAAAAAACAGCAAAAUGUGUCUUGCUCUUGGAUG